Molecule: messenger RNA, 1208 nt
Organism: Diuraphis noxia (Russian wheat aphid)
Lineage: Eukaryota; Metazoa; Arthropoda; Insecta; Hemiptera; Aphididae
Product: alpha-tocopherol transfer protein-like
Cellular component (GO): membrane
Molecular function (GO): phosphatidylinositol bisphosphate binding
Source: RefSeq, a predicted model, not a curated record
CUGGCCAAGUGCAAGUCGUUAUCGAUACGGCGACGGUGACAACUGCGACGACGGUGACCAUCGAAGAGUUGUACACUGACCGACGUCAAUUAUAAUUAAUAUCAUAAAUCACAGAAUUUAUAUCUAUCUCGUCACUGACACGCAGAACUCGCUCUAAACCGUACCGAGGGUAGUAUAAGUGUAGUCAUAUUCAACUCCGGUCAAAAUUCACCAAACGCCAGCAAAAAUGGCCACGAAAACCUUACUGUUACCCACGCCCGAAAAGUUGAAGGAGAUUUACCAAGACUUGGGCAUGACAGAAGAAAAGCUCGACGCGGACGUGAAGACCAUUGCAGAAUGGAUGCGUAAACAGCCCCACCUUCCCAACCCUGAUGGUGAUGAACGAAGAAUUCGUAUGUUUUUAAUUCUUUGUAAAAACAGUAUGGAAAGAACCAAAGAGUCUUUAGAUCAAUAUUACACAUUAAAGUCAAUGGUUCCAGAAUUCUUUGGUGACAGGGAUCCUACUUCACCACCACUUUUGCGUUCAAUGAAAACAUCGCUUUUCAUUCCUUUACCAAAAUUAACACCAGAAGGCUACAGGGUUUCUCUAAGUCGUAUCAGAUGCCCAGAAAUAGAUGAUUUUGAAUUCGCAGACUACGUCAAGGUCAACUUUAUGUCUAUCGAUAUCAGGUUGUCCAAAUUGGAUAUGUACAAAAAGGAAAUUUUCGUCUUUGACUUGAAAGACAUCACCAUGGCUCAUCUGACCACUAUGUUACCGCAUAUGAAGAAGUUCGUUUACUGCGCUACAACAGCCUAUCCAUUGCGAAUUCAAGAAAUUCACAUUGUCAACAUGCCAAGCUACGCUCAAACAAUGGUCAACAUGGUGCUGGGUGUUUUGAAAAAGAAAAUCGCCAACAGGAUUAAAAUUCACAGCAACCUCGAAGACCUGAAGAAGCAUCUCACACCAGACAUCCUGCCUYUGGACUAUGGUGGUACUUUCCCGAAAACUAGCGAAGAAUUAAUCGUUGAUUGGCAAGAAGAAUUGAUGAAACACAAGGAUUGGUACCUGUCUCAAAAUUCGGUCAAUUGUGAUGAGAACAAAAGGUCAAAGAAACCUUGCGUUAAGGUGAACAUGCUGGCUGGAGUUGAAGGCUCGUUUAGAAAACUUGAAGUCGACUAAUAUUUUUGUGAUUAAUUUUUAGAAAUAUAUUUUUUUUUUUACUUGUGAA